Molecule: messenger RNA, 291 nt
Organism: Phytophthora nicotianae INRA-310
Lineage: Eukaryota; Oomycota; Peronosporomycetes; Peronosporales; Peronosporaceae
Exons: 2
Coding region: 1-291 (96 amino acids)
Source: RefSeq, a predicted model, not a curated record
AUGGGCGCUGCACCCGGUCCUCACAAGCUUCUGGGAACACUUCAAGUGACAAUGGCUAAAAAAACGGUCGAUUCUGGAGGGCAGGUUUUCCAUACUCCUCCGGUGUUUGCUGUGACGAAUAGCCCCGUUGAAACGUUCAACGCGUCUCUCAAACGCGAAUACACGCUGCGUACACGUUGGGGACACCCAGCAUCAGCACAUACGACGGGGGAGUCCAGCACCAUCAGCAUAGACGACGGGGGGAAGGCUGCCAGUACCACACACGACGGCGGCUGCAGCGCCCAGCAGUAG